AAAACCAAUUAAAUGUACUUGGUAUAAAUUAUACAAAGAACAUUCAUUGAUAUUUUCAGUACAUGAAUUAAUAACAUGUCAACCCUUACAUUGUUCCCUCCACAUUCUCUUUGAAACAGUCAAUAAUAUCCAAUCAUGCAUGUCUGUUCUGAUCAUAAGUGCAAAAUCGUGUGCAUAGAAAAUUGAGAGUUGAGUUAGAGUCAUUUUCUAUAUAUUAAAAAUUCAAUAGAAUGUGUGACAUUACUUUCAAGAAAGAAAAAAUUGUACUACAUAAGAAUCUAUUUUAUUUUAUUUUUUCUGAUUUGAGUUAAUUUCUUUUUAUGCUUCUUGAUUUCUCUCACUUAUUGAUUCAAUGAAGCUCAAAAAUAAGUUCAUAUUGUUGAUUCUAUUUCUGCAUUGUGUUAUUUUCAAUGUUGAAUCAAAGUGUGUGAAAGGGUGUGAUGUAGCUUUAGCUUCAUACUAUAUCAUGCCUUUAGUACAACUCCCAAAUAUAACAACAUUUAUGCAAUCAAAGAUUGUUAAAAAUUCUCCUAAAGUUAUAAUGAGCUAUAAUAAAGACAUAGUAUUUAGUAAUGAUAAUGUAUUUUCAUAUUUUAGAAUCAACAUUCCAUUCCCAUGUGAAUGUAUUGGAGGCGAAUUUCUCGGUCAUGUGUUUGAGUAUUCUUCUUCUGAAGGAGAUACUUACGAUUUGAUUGCGAAUACUUAUUAUGCAAGUUUGACAACUGUUGAGGUUUUGAAAAAGUUCAAUAGUUAUGAUCCAAAUCAUAUACCUGUUAAGGCUAAGGUUAAUGUUACUGUAAAUUGUUCUUGUGGGAAUAGUCAGAUUUCAAAAGAUUAUGGCUUGUUUAUUACUUAUCCGCUAAGGGCUAGGGAUAAUCUUCAAAAGAUUGCAAGUGAUUCUGAACUUGAUGAAGGGGUGAUACAGAGUUUCAAUUCUGGUGUCAAUUUUAGCAAAGGUAGUGGGAUUGUGUUCAUUCCAGGAAGAGAUCAAAAUGGAGAUUAUGUUCCCUUGUAUCCUAGAACAGGUCUUGCUAAAGGUGCAGCUGUUGGUAUAACAAUAGCAGGAAUACUUGGACUUUUAUUAGUAUUAGUUAUCUGUAUAUAUGUCAGAUACUUCCGAAAGAAGGAAGAAGAGAAAACUAAAUUUCCUGAAACUUCUAUCGCCUGUUCAUCUCAAGAUGGAGCUAAAUUCAUUGUGGUAGACAAAUCACCCGAGUUUUCGUACAAAGAACUAGCCAAUGCUACUGAUAACUUCAGUUUGGCUAACAAAAUUGGUCAAGGUGGUUUUGGCGAGGUCUACUAUGGAGAGCUGAGAGGCAAGAAAACUGCAAUAAAAAAGAUGAAAAUUCAAGCAACAAGAGAAUUUCUUGCUGAACUCAAAGUCUUAACAAGUGUCCAUCACUGGAACCUGGUACACUUGAUUGGAUAUUGUGUUGAGGGAUCUCUAUUCCUUGUUUAUGAAUACAUAGACAAUGGAAACUUAAGCCAACAUCUACAUAAUUCAGCGAAAGAACCGAUGACAUGGUCUACAAGGGUGCAAAUUGCUCUUGAUGUUGCGAGAGGACUCGAGUAUAUUCAUGAUCAUUCGGUGCCUGUAUACAUCCAUCGCGACAUUAAAUCAGAUAACAUUUUGUUAAAUGAAAACUUCACUGCGAAGGUUGCAGAUUUUGGAUUAACCAAGCUGACUGAUGUUGCAAGUUCAACCGAUAAAACCGAUCACAUUGCAGGCACAUUUGGUUACAUGCCACCUGAAAAUGUAUAUGGACGUAUUUCUCGCAAGAUAGAUGUAUAUGCUUUUGGAGUUGUUCUUUAUGAACUAAUUUCUGCUAAAACAGCUGUGAUCAAGAUUGAUACAACUGAGUUUGAGUUUAAGACCAAUGAAUCUAUUGAUGAAUACAAGAGCCUUGUAGCAUUGUUUGAUGAAGUUAUUGAUCAAGAGGGAGAUCAUAUAGAAGGUCUAAGAAAACUGGUGGAUCCAAGGCUAGGAGAAAACUAUUCAAUUGAUUCCAUCAACAAGAUGGCACGGCUUGCCAAGGCUUGCAUAAACCGAGAUCCGAAACGACGUCCAACAAUGAGAUCUGUUGUGGUUUCUCUUAUGACACUAAAUUCAACAAUUUAUGAUUAUGAUGGUAGUAGGGCAGACAGUGCAUCAUUGAGUCUUACUAUGGAGCAUGACUCAAAUUCAAAAGAAUUUCCAAUGUGAAACUUAAUAGUUAAUAACUUAAUACUACUCUAUUAUGCGCUGGUUGUAAAGCUUAUUAUAAGAGAUGAAGAACAGAAAAAAUCACAUACUGUGGAUGAUGGUUUAUCGAAAUUUGUAUAUAUGAUCUGUUUAUAAUUACUUAGAAAAUGUGAAACCAAAUUGUAUGAUUGGUCUAGACCAAUGUUAGCUAGCAGCAAAACUAUACCAUCUUGGAUCAAUUACUUUACUUGUCUUAGCAUUUUUUAUAUCCCACAUUGGAUAGAAUAUAACAUUAUCAAGUCUAUAUAACUGUCUGAUACACUAGUAGUUUGCUGAGUUGGGUAGCGCCAACUUUUGACC
This is a messenger RNA of Trifolium pratense (red clover), 2542 nucleotides long. RefSeq names its product lysM domain receptor-like kinase 3. The record is from RefSeq and is a predicted model, not a curated record. Gene Ontology annotation, biological process: innate immune response; protein phosphorylation. Lineage: Eukaryota; Viridiplantae; Streptophyta; Magnoliopsida; Fabales; Fabaceae. Gene Ontology annotation, molecular function: ATP binding; transmembrane receptor protein kinase activity. The coding region runs from base 353 to 2203 and encodes 616 amino acids. The transcript is spliced from 11 exons.